AUGUUUCGUCGUGUAGCCUGCCGUGUCCCUUUUACCGCAGCUGCGGUGUGUUAUAUGAGUACGACGCGCCCACGAUUGGAGCGUAUCAAAGUCAGUGGCAAAGUUGUUGACAUGGACGGUGACGAGAUGACACGCAUCAUUUGGUCUCUCAUCAAGGAGAAACUUAUUUUGCCGUACGUGGACGUCCCUAUUGAGUACUAUGAUCUUAGCAUCACCAACCGUGAUGCCACCAACGACAAGGUCACAGAACAGGCGGCAGAGGCCAUUUUGCGACACAAUGUUGGUAUUAAGUGCGCCACAAUCACCCCGGACGAGGCCCGAGUGAAGGAAUUUAAUCUUAAGAAGAUGUGGAAAAGCCCAAAUGGGACAAUUCGUAAUAUUGUUGGUGGCACCGUUUUUCGCGAGCCCAUCAUCAUUAAAAAUAUUCCGCGUGUUGUGCCACAGUGGCGUGAGCCGAUCAUUGUUGGCCGUCAUGCCUUUGGUGAUCAAUACGCAGCGACGGAUGCCGUGUUUCCCGCAGGUCGCUUGGAGCUUGUGCACACCCCGCCUGGUGGCAGUCCACAGGUGCUGGACGUUUACACAUUUAAGGGCGAAGGUGUUGGUCUUGCCAUGUACAAUACCCUUGAGAGCAUAGAAGCGUUUGCGGUGAGCUGCUUUGAGUAUGCCCUUCUACGCAAAUUUCCUCUUGUGCUCUCCACCAAGAACACCAUUUUAAAGAAAUACGAUGGACUUUUCCUUGAGACAUUCCAGCGUCUCUACGACAACAAGUACAAGGAUCAGUUUGAACAGCUUAAGCUGACGUACACUCACCGCCUGAUCGACGACCAGGUGGCGCAGAUGAUAAAGGGAAACGGAGGAUUUGUGUGGGCAUGCAAAAACUACGACGGUGAUGUACAGAGCGAUAUCGUGGCGCAGGGUUUUGGCUCACUUGGCCUCAUGACAUCUGUGCUGCUUCGUCCAGACGGCAAGACGAUUGAGGCAGAGGCCGCCCACGGCACCGUCACGCGUCACUAUCGCGAAUAUCAGAAGGGAAAAGAGACAAGCACCAACUCUGUCGCCUCCAUCUUUGCAUGGACACGCGGCCUGUCACACCGCGGUAAAUUGGACGGCAACCCGGCACUCACUAACUUUGCCGCAGCCCUUGAGUUAGCGGUCAUUCGCACCAUUGAGGCCGGGCGCAUGACGAAGGACCUCGCAAUAUGUAUCUAUGGGCAGGAGAAGCUGCAGCGUUCACACUACGAGACGACGCAUGAAUUCCUUGAAAGUGUUGCUGCAGAGCUUGCACGCACGUGGAGGUCCUGA
Molecule: messenger RNA, 1302 nt
Organism: Trypanosoma cruzi
Lineage: Eukaryota; Euglenozoa; Kinetoplastea; Trypanosomatida; Trypanosomatidae
Product: isocitrate dehydrogenase
Exons: 1
Coding region: 1-1302 (433 amino acids)
Biological process (GO): isocitrate metabolic process
Cellular component (GO): mitochondrion
Molecular function (GO): magnesium ion binding; NAD binding; isocitrate dehydrogenase (NADP+) activity
Source: RefSeq, a predicted model, not a curated record